AUGCAACAGCAAGCAGCACAUACUAUUUCUCAGAAAAAUAAAUCUUUCCUUGGUCUAGAGGUAAAAUUUAGCAUACUAGCUUCAUCUAUCUCUAAAAAACAUGUGAAAUUAUUUAUUGCUAGAGUCAUCAUAAGAAGUAUUCCUAAAUGAAAAAGCUUAGACUCUAUAGAAAUCAGCUAUUUCAAUAAAAUCAAUUUUAUGCAAGAUAAAGAAUUAAUUGAUCUUCUUAUUCCGUUAUUAUGCCCAAAAAUGUAUGAAGAUUUAUGCAUUGUCAUCAAAUUGUCAAAUAAAUCUAAUUCCAUCAGCUUAGCUGCUGCUAAUGCAAUUUCUAUAUUAAAUAGGACAAAUUUUGAAUUCAGAAAUUUAGAUUUUAGAGGGAUAAAUAUAUCAAAUUCCUGCUUAUCAAAAAAUGCAUUUAUUAACGUUAAUUUUAAAGGAAGCUGUCUCAAAGGAGUAAAUUUUUGCCAGUCAAAGCUAUAUGAUUGUAAUUUCAGAAAUUGUGAUUUUACAGAAGCUUUAUUCUCUCGCUUAAAAAUAAUUGAAAAAUUUGAAGGCUCUAUUAAAAAGGUCAUUAUUUCUAAAGAUGGAAAGCUUUUACUUUUAUGCUGCGCUAGGAAUACAAUAUUAUGAGAUUUAAACCUAAAAAUGCAGCUUCAUUCAUCUAAUUUUAUAAGUAAGAGUGCUGCCUUUUCACCAUGUGGAAAUUUGAUUAUCUUGGUAGAUGAAGGAAUAAAGGUAUUUAUUAAAUGAGAUAGAAAAUUAGGGAUUAUCACAGAAAAAGCAAAUACUAAAUUAGUAAGGAGUCAAAAAAUAUAUAACGUAUGUUUUUCUCCUUGUGGAAAAUAUAUACUUUUUUGAGGGAGUAAUUUUAUUGAAUUGGAAGAUUCGGUUUCUUUAAAUAUUUAUAAAAAAUGAAAAGCUUAUCCUUAUACGUUGCUUAAUUUUACUAAAUGUGGUAAAUAUAUAAUUUUUGGUGAUAAAGGCUGAAUAAAACAGAUAUCAAUUGAAAGCGACAGAGUUGAAAAACUUAUUCAUAUAAGUUGAAUGGCGAAAGAACUUACUUUUUCUCCGAGCCAUAAGCAUCUGAGCUGCAACGGUGGUAUACCUUGUGAGUAACUAUAACCCGAUAUUUGGUUACGCCUUCCCCUCCUGGAGGUUUCAUUUUAAAUGAAGCAGGCCAAAUUGAAUUUCUAAACUGAAACCGUCAGGAGAGUUAAGGCCGAUCUAUGCUGUGCUUGUGGUAUAAUCUUUUUAUAAUAAAAUUUGAAACUCAAGAGCUAAUUUUUGCAGAAGACAUGAGUCGGAAAGGCUUCAAUUACUCGACUUCUUGAUCACCUUAUAAUGAUAAAAUUGUAGUUUCUGAUGGAAAUGGAUUUUGCUUGUUUGAUAUAGAGAAGCAGGCUCCUGUAGCUCAUAUGAGAGAAAAUUAUAACAAAAAUGACUCUAUUUGUUAUUCAAAAUGCGGCAGAUAUGUUUUUAUUGGUAAAAGUAAUGGAUUACUAAAACUAUGGGAUUUGGAAAACAUAGGAUAA
Blepharisma stoltei is the source of this 1532-nucleotide messenger RNA. The record is from the annotation of a GenBank genome assembly. Lineage: Eukaryota; Ciliophora; Heterotrichea; Heterotrichida; Blepharismidae.